Molecule: messenger RNA, 2475 nt
Organism: Caenorhabditis bovis
Lineage: Eukaryota; Metazoa; Nematoda; Chromadorea; Rhabditida; Rhabditidae
Source: the annotation of a GenBank genome assembly
AUGAUACUCACCACCAUAUUCUUUCUCCUUCAAACGACGGUUGCCAAAGAUGAACCAGUUUUCAUCAAAAACAGCGAGGAUAUUUGCCUCGAACCAUUGGAUCCCGGACCAUGUCAAUAUUAUCAGAUACAAUGGUUUUGGGAUGAAAUUGCGCAGGAUUGUAAAGAGUUCCACUACGGAGGUUGCAUGGGAACGAAGAACCGAUUUGCCAGUAAACAGCAAUGCUUGAAACAGUGCAGAUAUAAAUUAUUCAACCCAGUCGCAGUUCCCGAUCUUUGCCUUCUCGAUGCUGACCAAGGGCAUUGUCCCGAUGAAAGGAAUGGUCAUUGGUGGUAUUUCUUCAAUUCGGAAUCGGGCGAAUGCGAGAAAUUCUUCUACUAUGGAUGCGGCGGAAAUGACAAUAAAUUCUACAGCCUUCAGAUGUGUCGAAAAGUUUGUGCCGAACGAUUGUCCCCACAAAUAGCGUGCGAUCAAUGUGAUAUUCGCACCUCGUUCUGCAAAUCGCAUUCGAAAUUCAAUUACACUUGUGAGUGUCGAAGUGGGUAUCAGAAGAACGAAUACGGUGAAUGCAUCGACAUUGAUGAAUGUCGAGGUUUCAAAGGAGUGUGCGAUCGAAACGCCUGGUGCGUGAAUGAGAUCGGCUCAUAUCGAUGCGAGUGCAUGGCGGCAUAUCGAGGCGACGGCAAAUAUUGCACCUACGUAGGAUUGGGAAGAGCUUCCAUUGACUGCAAAGGGUGUUCGCCGUUUGCAACAUGCAAUAAUGGUGUGUGCCAGUGCAAGGAAGGAUAUGAAGGAGAUGGAUUUAAUUGCACCGACGUGAAUGAAUGCCUUCGUCGUCCGGAAAUAUGCGACAAGAAUGCGGAAUGUUUGAAUAGAGAAGGCAGCUUCAUCUGCACAUGUCUACCAGGUUAUGCCGGAAAUGGUUACAACUGUACACUAUCCAAAAAUGCAUGUCUUGAUAAAUUUGAUCAUGAUUAUAAAGACACAUGCGGAAACGAGAAUUGGCGGCCACAUUUCUUUUAUAAUCAUGAGACCCGAAUGUGCGAACAAUUUUGGUAUGAUGGUUGCAAAGGUCGAUCAAGAAACAUUUUCUCCGAGUAUGACACAUGCUCAACAAUGUGCGAAGAGACAAAUGUGCUCACACGAGCUGAAGUGUGCUGGGACAAAUUCGACAUGUACUAUAGGAAUCAAUGUUUGAAUGGACGCUGGGAGCAACGCUAUUAUUUUGAUCAUGCAUCGCUAACGUGUCGCCAAUUUUGGUAUGAUGGUUGUAGAUCGGAUUCGCGCAACAUCUUCGACGACCAUUUGACCUGCCAGUGGUUGUGUGAGUCACAGCCAAUGUAUAAAUCAAGAGCCUGCUUGGAGGAUUUCGAUGAAGGACUCAAAAAGGAAUGCAAUGGAGGACGAUGGAGACAACAAUAUUAUUUUGAUAAGAAGACAAAGAAAUGUCACCCAUUUUGGUAUGACGGCUGCAAAGGGGCGAAUGAAAAUAUAUUCCAAGACGAAUUGAGUUGUCUUCACACAUGCGAGAAUCCGGCAAGCAAAGAUCCGUUGAAACCAUGGCAUAACAACGAUAAAUUCAAAAUGAAAGAGAUUUUGACUGAAAUGCAUAAGCCGAAUUUGACCGAUAUUUGUGCCACGAAAAAUCCGUGCAAAAACAAUGGAACUUGCAUUUUCUCAUGGAGGAAAGAUCAACAUUUUUGCAAAUGCCAUCCAGGAUUUCAUGGAAAUAAUUGCGAGAAAGUCGUAGACUUCGACCCAUGUGCUGAAAAACCGUGCAUGAAUGGCGCCACGUGUCAGCCGAAGUACAACGACGAGGAUGUCGAUGAGAAACCAACGUUUGAAUGCUUUUGUGCUUCUGGAUUCGGUGGUCCGAAAUGUGAUGAAAGACCAUGCGAAACGAAUCCCUGUUUGAAUAAUGGAACAUGCCGGACCACUAAAGGCUACAGCACCUACUUUUGCGAGUGCGCUCAAGGAUUUGGCGGCAAAAAUUGUGAUGUUGCCAUAAGUAACACACCGCCUGAAGAGAAAUAUGGAAAGAAUGUGGAGAAAAUCUCGAGCGGAAAAGAAGAAUGGAUUGCACAGAUGAAGCAGAGAUUGAGGGAGACUGGCGGAGGAAUCGGAAGUGGAUCAGGCAAAGGGAUGAAUUCGAUGAAGAGCUCGGAAGUGAAUGGAACGACAUCGGGCGAGAAGAAGUCGGGAGAAAAGAAGAAGUCGAAAGUGACACAAGUCGCAGAUGAGCCAUAUAAAGAUCCGGCAACACGAAAACGCGAACGAGAGGAACGAGAGAGGAAGGAGAAAGAGCGAAUGGAGGAGGAAGAGGAGCAGAGAAAAAAGGAGGAAGAAGCGCGAAUCGAAAAAGAAAAAGCUGAACUUGAAUUGAAGAUGAAACUUGAAAAAGAGAAGGCGAUGAAUAGCGACUCGAAAUAUCAAAUUAUUCUUUCGUCCGUCAUUUCCAUAUUUUUGAUAAUCUAA